This is a messenger RNA of Neoarius graeffei (lesser salmon catfish), 2130 nucleotides long. RefSeq names its product melanin concentrating hormone receptor 2b (gene mchr2b). Lineage: Eukaryota; Metazoa; Chordata; Actinopteri; Siluriformes; Ariidae. The transcript has 2 exons. The record is from RefSeq and is a predicted model, not a curated record. Gene Ontology annotation, biological process: neuropeptide signaling pathway. Gene Ontology annotation, molecular function: neuropeptide binding; G protein-coupled receptor activity. Gene Ontology annotation, cellular component: membrane; neuron projection. Bases 143 to 1180 code for a protein of 345 amino acids.
GUGGUGCUAGCAUGCAGAGAUAAAGUCGUGCAAGACCUCUCCAAAUGUGUCCGGCGCGUGCGUUUGGAGACCUCGGGGCUUUUUCUCCACGUUAACGCGUUUGGUGCAGGUCGUUUCUGGGAUCGGGGAUUUCUCAGGAGAGAUGAUGAACUACUCGGCAGCCUCGUGCGAAUCCACUGAGCUUUCCAACAGCUCGCUGCCGUGCGCGAACCGCUCGGUGUCCGACAGCGACUCGGCGGACGAGGCGCCCUUUACGCACGCGUUCCCCGCCGUGUACGGGCUCCUGUGCUCGGUCGGAGUCCUCGCCAACGCGCUGGUGAUCUACGCCGUGGCCACGUGCAAGAAGAAGAUGGUGUCGGAUGUGUACGUGCUGAACCUGGCCGUGGCAGACCUGCUCUUUCUGCUCGUCAUGCCCUUCAACAUCCACCAGCUGGUGUGGGAGCGUCAGUGGGUCUUCGGCGCGUUCAUGUGCAAAGCCGUGGUGGUGGUGGACGUGAGCAACCAGUUCACCACUGUGGGCAUCGUCACAGUGCUCUGCAUCGACAGGUACAUUGCCAUCGUCCAUCCCAUGUCAGAGAACCGCACCAUCCAGUGGACCAUCAUCAUCAACCUGCUGGUGUGGCUUGGCAGUUUCCUGCUCACAAUUCCUGUCAUGAUUUAUGCCAAGGUAAUCACCAAGAAACAUUCUAGCGUGUGCAUGAUAUACCUUGAUGGUCCCCAGGACAUGUACUGGUAUACCCUAUACCAGUCAACACUGGGUUUCCUCGUGCCCCUCAUAAUCAUCAGCACCUUCUACUCGCUAACCCUGUACCAUGUAUUCCAGUCGAUGCGCCGGGCCAAGCGCAAGCAGUCUCUGUGGUCCAAGAGAGCCACCAGGAUGGUUGUGAUGGUUAUUACACUCUUCCUGUUUUGCUGGACACCGUAUCAUGUGAUUCAGGUGAUCAACCUGGGUAUCCAAGCUCCCACACUGGCCUUUGUUUAUGCCUACAACAUAAGCAUCUGUCUGAGCUACUCACACAGCUGCAUCAACCCGCUCAUGCUGCUGAUCUUUGCGCAGAACUACCGCGGGCGUCUGUGCCGUCAUCGCAAAACACGUAGCAACAUGUCCAAGACCACGGUGAAAACCGAGGGAUGCUCCAGCAUAAGUCCCGGUACCGCCCACCGUCUGACCAUCAUCUAACUCCUGCUAUGCAAAUAUAAAUCCUUCUUUGGUUUGUCUAUUUAGAGGAGCCUGUAACAUAGGAGUUUUGCUGUCAGUGAUGUUGUCAAGGAGAACCCAUUCAUGAAACUAAGAAUGCAUCCUUGUCCAGAGGCCUUGAGGAAGCCUUUUUUUUUUAAACCAAGAGUGAAGUUUAAGUCGGUCUAUACUACAUCAACAGCGGGUACAGAGAUAUUGAUCAAACGUAACAGUUUGUCUUCAGCUGUUCUACUUUUCCACACCUGUGUACUAUAACCUGUAAAAGGGUUCCCUUCUGAAGGUUUCUUCCUUAUGUCCCUUCUGGCUUGGUUUUGGAUCUAAAUCUACAUCCGGAUCUAUGUAAAGCUUCUUUGUGGUGAUGUAGCAAUUGUUAAAAGUGCUAUACAAAUGAAACUGAACAUGCUUCUCUGGAUAAUACCUGGACGAGGCCUGGAUAUAAAGACGUAUCCACUGACUACAUUCCUGAGAACCAAAAUGAACCAUCACUCAUUAGAUGGAAAGAGAAAAACAUAAGAUGUAAUCCAAAAGUAAUGGAGAGAACUAUCAAAGUGGGGAAGCAAUGGCAAUCAAAGUCUGGCAGGAUUAUGACAAAUUGUUUUUGGUACAAAGUCGCUGCUUGUGAGCUUCUAGUAAGUCAUGGCAAAUAAUUGCUUGUAAAGAAAAUUUUUGGAUGUAUUAUUUUUUAAUAGUUUAGUAAAGUUGCUUUUGAGCUUGAGGAGAGCAAGAGCAAGGCAGGGAUAGAAGAGAGCAUGACCAGGUAAUGUCUUCAUCUCAAAGUAUUCUUAUAUUUCAAGGAAGUUGAUAAUUCAAAGACUGUCAGCAGGGAUGACCCACAAUUCUAUACUUUGUAAAUGGUAAAAGUCCACCCUGAAUGACUUGCAUAUUAAUAUUUAGAAUUAACAUGUGAUCUUCAAUGGUGUCUGAGAUUUAUU